Messenger RNA from Purpureocillium lilacinum, 351 nucleotides. RefSeq names its product cytochrome oxidase assembly. Gene Ontology annotation, cellular component: mitochondrial inner membrane. The record is from RefSeq and is a predicted model, not a curated record. Gene Ontology annotation, biological process: mitochondrial respiratory chain complex IV assembly. Lineage: Eukaryota; Fungi; Ascomycota; Sordariomycetes; Hypocreales; Ophiocordycipitaceae.
AUGCCGACGUUUCAGAGCAACAAGUUCCGCGGCGCGGGCGACGCCGGGCGCUUCGGCAUGCGCUACCGCGCGCUCAUGAACAAGCACCCGUUCCUGACGUUCGGGCUGCCCUUCAUGGCCGUCGUCAUCGCGGGUUCCUUUGUCCUCACGCCCGCGACGGCCAUCCGCUACGAGCGGCACGACCGCAAGGUCCGGCAGAUGACCAAGGAGGAGGAGCUUGGCGUGCGGCGGUCGGCGCGCAAGGUGGACAUGAAGGAGGAAUAUUACAGACUGGCAGGACGAGACCUCGAUGACUGGGAGCAGAAGCGCGUUGAGCGCCUUCCUGGCGAGAGCGACGGCAUCCUCCGCUGA